AUGCUGUCCCAGUUCUCGGCCAUACCGCCAGUCAUUGAUGCCGACUACCCUGCCGCCAGCCAGCGGCCUCAACAACAGCCACAGCAAUGGGCCGUGGGGUCCAUACCGCUCACCGCGGGACUGCCUCCAGACUGGCUGGCGCAGAUUCCUCGUCAAGCUGACCAGCCCACACCGGCGCUACAACAGCAACUGCCACCGGUAGCUAGCAGUGCUGAGCGCGACAGCAGUGGCUCGCAGUCGACGCCAACCUCGAUGAUGGACGAGUUGCGAGAUCUGAACAUGACUGAUUUGGCGAUGACGGAUUUGAUGGGAACCUCUGGCUACGACCGGCUGUGGGAGCCAUACUUGGCCAACUCGCCUGUCGGCGAUGGCCGUCUUGUCGGAGGUGAAUCGCAGGGGGACUGGGACUCCAAGGCAGCCGAUGGCGAUAUCUCUCGUCGUGCAUCCACUAGCAUGCACCAGCCGGCUCGGUUUUUCCCCUCCACAUUUCGCCCCAAGUCAAAGGACUGCUUCAGUCAGGCCCGCAUCAACCUCCAACAGUUGGAACAGACGUUGAAAUCGCAGGAGCAAUGGGGUACAAGCUGGGCCCCUACCAAUCAGUCUACUCGUGUUAGAGCCCAAACAUCUGCCGAGCCUAUCACAGAUAGUACCAGAGAUCAGUUGCUAGUUGUAACCCAAUUACUCCUUCAACAGUCUCGGAGCAUCCAUGUUCGCAAUUCGUCAUCCAUUCACACUGAUGCACACCCACUAAAUGCAGUGCUGAUUACUCUUCCACCAACCAAAGUACUUGACGACAUGAUUCGGGCUUAUUCCAGCAACUUUGAUCAAUAUUUUAAACUGUACUCCAGCCCGGUUCUCAAGCCAAAUGACCUGCUUGCGCAGCUUCCCCAGCAUGGCAAAUUGCCUGGAAUUGUCCUCCUGUUGAUGAUUGCCAUUGGUGCGGCUGCUCUCCCCACUCAGGAAUGCCAGAAUUUCGCCGUAGGUCUAGCCGAGAUGUGUCGUAUCUCUUUAUCAGAGCUCCUCGAACGAGACUUCUCCAUUACGACAGAGCCAAUGGUCUCUUCUUGUGCCCUUCUUCUUCUUUAUCUUGGUAUGUGGUGUGGCGAACGCUGGCUAAUGGGGAUUUCGAGCGCUCAAAAGGCGAUGUAUGUCCACUUGUUUCGCAAUGCAACACACCUAGAAACCCCUGAUACCCACCAACCUUUCUUCGGUGCUCUGGAUGUUGACCAGGCUUGGAGCAAAUGGAAAGAUCAAGAGUUCAAAUCUCGGCUUACAUAUGCCUGGGUUAUGGCCGAUCAGGAAUGGAGUCUGUUUUAUGACACUGCAAAUAUAUUCUCGGUUGAUAUGUUGAUCGACCCGAUGCCUGCAGAUGAUAAGCUUUGGAAGGCUGCUAGUUCCACUGAUUGGGCUCAACUGGUGCCGGAAUACUUGUCAAAUACAUCACAGAUCUCGCUCCGUGAUCUUUACAGCCGUUUUAUGAACGGCGAGUUGCGGGUCGUUCGCGGACCUGGCUUGAGCCUUCUGUCGCUCAGACUCUUGCUGAUGCCGCUCCAAGGAAUGGUCUGCCAUCUUCGUCAAUGGCUGCAGACUUUCUCUAAUCGUCCCGUCCGGUGGAAGCGAAGUGCGCAGGCCCUAUCGAACUCAGCAAUCCACGCUCAGCUCGACCAGGUGCGUGGGCUACUUAUUGAGUGGUUCACCCUAGCAUCUCACUCAUCAUCUUCACCAUCCACGGACUCACCUUUUUCAUUGGCCACCCUUGUCAUUUACCAUCUGGUAUCCCUGAACACAAUAUCGGGUUUUCCCGAAAUUGAAGACGCUCUCGCCAACGGAAUGAUGCCCGAUCGUGGCUCCUGGAACCCUGCUGUUGGUGGUGUGCAGGGCCCCGAUGUUUCUGUUGUUGCACAAGACUCUGAAGAGGAGGUUCUUUUCCAUUGCGGUCAAGUACUGCGCUUAUAUCGCCUGAUGCCUCAAAAGGAGCAACCUCUAUGGUGGCCAGGCGUAAUCUACCGGGUUGCUCUUAUAGUAUGCUUCAUCGCCAUUGCUCGCCAUCCUUUCGAUUGGCAACAGCCAAGAAGUUCAAGGGCAACUAGCUGGACGACAGGGUCUGGGGAUAAAGACAACUCCCGCACCUCCACUACCACCAAUGGUAAUGCGGGUGGCGAUAUACUGUCAACGAGUGCAAGCAGCUAUACCCUUGAAUCCGCAAUGGCUUCGUCAUCUGGCAACCAACUCCAAUUCAAUCGUCGUUUUGCACUGGAUGGCUUACCUGCUGACCACCCCACAUUAGUUAACUUUCUCAAGUACAAGGAUGGCGAGCCCACGCUGACUUACCGGGAUGGCCACUUUGCGAGUCUCAAGAAUCCGGAUGAAAUCUUCCGGUAUUUUAUUGAGAUGCUGGAUGGAGGUCGUGAUAAAACGGACCAUGGCAUGGGAUCUCAAAAUCUUUCUGGAACACAGCUACAAUCCAGUGUCAGAAGUGCUUUGGAAUCCGUGGCUGAUCGGUGGGGGAUACACGGCCGGUGA
This is a messenger RNA of Talaromyces proteolyticus, 2523 nucleotides long. RefSeq lists its product as uncharacterized. The coding region runs from base 1 to 2523 and encodes 840 amino acids. Gene Ontology annotation, molecular function: zinc ion binding; DNA binding. The transcript has 4 exons. Lineage: Eukaryota; Fungi; Ascomycota; Eurotiomycetes; Eurotiales; Trichocomaceae. Gene Ontology annotation, biological process: DNA-templated transcription. The record is from RefSeq and is a predicted model, not a curated record.